AGGAAGUGAGCAAGGCCAUGGCUAUGUGGAAGACAGCGGGAGCUCUACUGCUCAUACUACAUGCCGUGUUUGGGCAGAGCAGCAUCAGGUGGUGCACCAUCUCAGAUGCAGAGCAGAGGAAAUGUCACGCCAUGUCGCAGGCUUUCGCCCAAGUCUCCAUCCGUCCAUCCCUCACCUGCAUCAAAGGACUGACAGUGGAGGGCUGUGUUCAGAAACUACAGAAUAAAGAAGCAGACGCCUUGUCCAUGUUUGGCACCGACAUCUACAAGAUGGGAAAGACAGCUUCCUUUAAGAUGGCUGCCAGUGAAUCCAAAGCUGAUCGUACUGGUGCAUCCUACUAUGCAGUUGCUGUGGUGAGGAAAGCAAAUUCUGCCAUUAACAUCAACAACCUGGCGGGAAAGAAGAGCUGCCACACUGGGAAAGGCCGAACAGCCGGCUGGAAUAUGCCUUUGGGAUACUUCAUAGACCAGGGGUACAUGUCUGUGAUGGGCUGCAACAUCCCACAGGGUGUGGCAAAUUUCUUCAACGCGAGCUGUAUCCCUGGAGCAAAUGAGGCUGGUGACCCUGGGUCCUUGUGUCAGCUGUGCAAAGGAGACGGUACAGGAGCGCACAAAUGUGAGAAGAGCGAAAAAGAGAUGUACUACAGUUAUGAAGGAGCUUUCAGGUGUCUGGCCGAAGAUGCAGGAGAAGUGGCUUUCAUCAAACACACAACAGUUGAGGAGAACACAGAUGGUCAUGGUCCACUCUGGGCUCAGUCACUGAAGUCAGCUCACUUUGAGUUGCUGUGCCGUGACGGUACCAGAGCUCCUGUGUCUCAGUGGAAAACCUGCCAUCUAGUCCGAGUCCCAUUUCGAGGGAUUGCUGUUGGGAAUCACAUCACUCCCUCUGUAGUGUUAAACAUGCUAACAGAGGGCCUGGAAAAAUCCAGCUUCAACAUGUUUUCGUCAGUGGAAUAUGGAGGAGGAACUGUACUUUUCUCAGAUUCAUCUGCCAUGUUUAUGGGGGUGGAGUCAGAUGACCCAGUGAAGUGGAUGAAUCAUUUUUAUUACAGUGCUAUGAAAGCCAUGGACUGUAAAACUGAAGAUGCCCUGCGGUGGUGUGUGUUGUCCAGUGGUGAGCAGCAGAAGUGUGGCGACAUGGGCCACCACUUCCAAAGUAAAGGUCUGACUCCAGACGUCCGGUGUAUCUAUGGAGACUCUGUGACUGACUGCAUGGAGAAGAUCAAGAACAAAGAAGCUGAUGCCGUCACUCUGGAUGGAGGUUACAUCUACACAGCAGGCAAAGACUAUGGCUUGGUCCCAGCAACUGGCGAGAGCUACACAGACGACCGGGAUGGUUCCAUGUACUACGCAGUUGCUGUGGUGAAAAAGAGCAGCCUUGACAUCCGUAAUCUUGAUGACCUGCGUGGCCGCCGCUCCUGUCACACCGGGUUCGGUCGCACAGCUGGCUGGAACGUUCCUGUGUCGGCGCUGAUAGAGAGAGGCCUGAUUUCCCCCAAGCAAUGUCAGAUACCUCAAGCGGUGGGAGAAUUCUUCACACAGAGCUGUGUACCAGGUGCUAACCAGCCUGGUUUUCCCGGCAACCUCUGUGGUCUUUGUGUGGGAGACGUUACCGGAGACAACAAGUGUGAGAAGGGAAAAGACCUGUACGAUGGAUACGACGGCGCCUUCAGGUGUCUGGCAAAGGGAGAUGGAGACGUGGCUUUCAUUAAGCACUCGACUGUCUUCCAGAACACUGAUGGGAAUGGUGACUCAUGGGCCGUGGAUCUCCUGUCCAAAGACUUCCAGCUGCUGUGCGCUCAGGGCACUAAAGCCGAGGUGUCGCAGUACAGAUACUGUCACCUGGCCAGAGUCCCCUCCCACGCUGUGAUGGUUCGGUCCGACACCAACAUUCACGCUAUCUAUGGACUCCUUGACAACGCACAGAAAUAUUUUGGCAGUGAUACAGGUGCUGAUUUCAGGAUGUUUGACUCUCAGGCCUAUAGUGGCACAGAUUUAAUCUUCAAAGACUCCACUGUUCGCUUGGUGGCUGUUGGUGAAAGAAAGACCUACCAGGAGUGGCUUGGACAGGGCUACAUGGAGUCUCUGGUCGACAUGGAGUGUAACUCGUCAAGUGCAGUGAUGUCCUCCGUAUGGAUGCUGCUGAUGGCCCUGUUCAGCCUCAUGAUGACCAACCUCUGUAUCUAAAGCACAACAUUUUGGCACCCAAGAGUUUCUUCUUCUCCCUUAAUCACCCUGUCUCCUGCUUACUUUCCUCUUCUACCCACUUUGACCAUUUUGUCUGUUAUCCAAUCAAGACCCUCUCCUUUUUUCAAGUAUUUUGAUUUUUAAAACUGUCAUUUCACCUGAUUGUGUGUUAUAUUAAUACAUGGGAGGAUGGUGUGUUGUUGGAACUGCCUUUGGAUUCAAAUGUUGCUAGUGUGGAUGCAGAUGAAGCACAAUGUCUCCUGCUUUUCUGGCGGAGACUUUCACGCAGAGUGAAUCAGACGUGAUGACAGAUGUGGGUGUCGCUGCCACUUUGUUUACUGAAGGUGAGCUGCCAUAUCAGUGAGUAUGCUGCCACCUGUUACAUUGCUUUAGUGGACAGUACAUCCCUCCAUCAUCAUAGCUAGUUUACAAAGAACAGACAAACUGACUUUUCUAACCUCAAUGAAGCCACAAAUAACAUGAUUUGUUUCUAAUGUAAGUAACAACUUGGGGUCAAAUUAUACAUAUCAACUCCUUAGGUCAACUUUAAUGUCCUUUUUGUAGCACAAAAGUAACUAGAAAACCCAAAUCUUGAAGGUUUUUCUCUCAGAACAUUUAACAGUGUAUUGAUUCAUACUGACCCCAGAUCAGUUUCCUUCAUCUUUAAAGGCUUCAUGUGAGGUUUUAAGUCAGAUUGGUGUUCUGCUCUGCUGCCUCGAGUUCUGUGAGUACUACUAACAAACUCAGCCCUCUUUAAGUUUGGGUUGUGUUUCUAAGAUAAGCUUAUGCCAUAUCAGUGAAUAUGCACUAGUGUUACCUCCACACAGAGCUGUGCAGAGGAUGUUGUGAUGUUGAGUGAAGGAGUGUUUGUCCAUAGGCUGUCUGCUUCAUGUAUUCUCCCCAAAUACCUAAAACAAAAAAAAAAUGAAAUAAAUUUUUCCAAUGACUAACUUGAUGAUUGUGGAUGGGAAAUGGUUUAAUGUUUAAAGUUAGCAUGCCUACCCUUCUACCAUCAUUUUUCUCACAUCUUUUUAGCAUUUUAACUCAAACUUUUAGACAAUUGGAGUGAGUAACUCUGACGACAUGUCAGGUUCCAUCAGUUUUGGGGAGAUCAUAAAGAAAGCAUCCUGUGGUUUGUGCGGGAGUGAAUGGGUUUUUGUUUGUCUGGGAGGUUGAAGUAAGACGUGUGGAUUCACCAAAAUUUACAUAGUGGCCAUUUUCUUCUGAUAACUCUAAUGUUGAGAAACUUGUAUGCUGUUAAAAUGUUGUUCUGCUGUUUUGUAAACUCAAGGAAAUCUUAGAUAAUGUAAUAAGUUAAUUUCUUUGAGCUUGAUCAGCAACUUAAAAGACAUUUGAUAGAAUACAUUGAAAAGACAGCCAUACUUUAAGGUAAAACAACACAUUAGCUAACCAAUGAGCUACUGUUAGAUAACAGCUAGUGUUAGCUUUCAACCAAUCUACUUAUUUUCCACGUUUGCUAGUUAAUCGUUAAUUUACAGAACUGAUUCUGAAAUGUCAAGGCCUGACAUCUUAGACACAAUCAUUUUAGCCUGUCCUUUAUUUUUAUUUUUUAUUUUACUGUUUCAUGUAAAACUGUCCAACUGUAAUUUUAGCUAGGAAGUGGUUGGAUGCUACCAUUAGCUGUUGUCUUAUACUAGCAGCAGCUCGUCAAAUGUGUGGUUUUGAUUUGAAGUACUGCUCAUAGUUCCCUCAGAAUUUCACUAUCCAUCUAUCUCGUGUUUCAGAUCAGUGGUGGUGGAGCAUUUCCAAAUUGAUUUAAGCAAUAAUACUGCAUUACAACAGCAGCAGUGAAUUUGUAAGUAAUGCAGCUUUUCAAAGUAAAAAAAGGCUGUUUUACUUGUGUUUUGAUGGAUUAACAGAGACUUAAAACUGCCUCCUGUUUGGAUUUGAAAGGGAUUUUGCUUUGUGUCAAGCAAGAUUUUCAAAGAUUUGAAGUUGAGAGAAACAUCAGAGGAUUGGUUAAAGAAAUAUCUGCUCUCUUGAACUCUAUCCCAAACAACUCACUCCAAAAAUUUAACCAAGCUAACCAAUUCUCAUCAUAUCUACUGUACGUCCUGCUGCUUUCCUGUUAAAAAUGUUGAUUUGGAUGUGUAUUUUCCUAUGUUGAGAGAUUUAUUUUUAUAUGAAGUUCAGAUGCCAUAUCAGUGUAUAUGUACUGACUCAUGCUGUCAGAAACAAUGCCUUCUCUUUCCUCCUGAUAGAGAUUUAUUUCUUUGUGAAAUGAUUUAUCAUGUAACUAAUAUUUAGUUGCCAGGCCAGUGUGUCUGCACAAGUAUUGCUACAUAAAGCCGCCGACUUGAGCUGUUUUCUGUACUCAUUCAAAUAAAGUGAAGCUACUGCAGAUUG
Notolabrus celidotus (New Zealand spotty) is the source of this 4553-nucleotide messenger RNA. It is a transcript of the gene meltf, whose product is annotated as melanotransferrin. Gene Ontology annotation, biological process: iron ion transport. The transcript is spliced from 16 exons. Lineage: Eukaryota; Metazoa; Chordata; Actinopteri; Labriformes; Labridae. Gene Ontology annotation, cellular component: recycling endosome; extracellular region; plasma membrane. Bases 18 to 2186 code for a protein of 722 amino acids. The record is from RefSeq and is a predicted model, not a curated record.